UACAAACUACUUCUUCUUUCGUGUUUCUGGUUACCACAGAUCGGUCGUUCUUUUCCGGUUUUAAUCUCGAGUUAGGCAGUUCACUUUGUGCGCUGGUCGUCUUCUAUCCAAACCUAAAAUGACGUCUAAAGUAUCGCGUGAUACUCUUUACGAAUGUGUGAACACUGUUCUUCAACACUCGCAAGAUAAAAAAAGGAAAUUUUUAGAAACUGUGGAACUGCAAAUUGGAUUGAAGAAUUAUGAUCCGCAAAAGGACAAACGUUUCUCGGGCACUGUCAAGUUGAAGAAUAUUCCAAGACCAAAAAUGCAAGUUUGCGUUCUGGGUGAUCAACAACAUUGUGAUGAAGCUAAAGCUAAUAAUAUUCCAUACAUGGAUGCAGAAGCAUUAAAAAAAUUGAAUAAAAAUAAGAAGCUUGUAAAGAAAUUAGCCAAAAAAUAUGAUGCGUUUUUGGCCAGUGAAUCUCUAAUUAAACAAAUCCCACGUAUUGUUGGACCUGGGCUGAAUAAAGCUGGUAAAUUCCCUGGUCUCCUUUCUCACCAAGAAUCGAUGGUUGGAAAAAUUGACGAGGUCAAAGCCACAAUUAAAUUCCAAAUGAAAAAGGUACUGUGUCUCUCUGUAGCAGUAGGACACGUCGAAAUGACUCCAGAUGAACUGGUUCAAAAUGUACAUCUUUCAAUCAACUUUUUGGUUUCAUUGUUGAAGAAGCACUGGCAAAAUGUGCGCUCUCUUCACAUCAAAUCUUCCAUGGGACCCCCUCAAAGACUGUACUAAUUUAGUUAGUACAAUUGUUUUUGAUGUGCAUUAAAUAAAAAAAGAGAAUAUAAUUCCAAUA
This is a messenger RNA of Megachile rotundata (alfalfa leafcutting bee), 833 nucleotides long. It is a transcript of the gene RpL10Ab, whose product is annotated as ribosomal protein L10Ab. The record is from RefSeq and is a predicted model, not a curated record. Gene Ontology annotation, biological process: translation. Gene Ontology annotation, molecular function: structural constituent of ribosome; RNA binding. Gene Ontology annotation, cellular component: large ribosomal subunit. NCBI's taxonomy places the organism in Eukaryota, Metazoa, Arthropoda, Insecta, Hymenoptera, Megachilidae.